Colias croceus (clouded yellow) is the source of this 1222-nucleotide messenger RNA. RefSeq lists its product as uncharacterized. Gene Ontology annotation, cellular component: nucleus; transcription regulator complex. The record is from RefSeq and is a predicted model, not a curated record. The coding region runs from base 109 to 975 and encodes 288 amino acids. Lineage: Eukaryota; Metazoa; Arthropoda; Insecta; Lepidoptera; Pieridae. The transcript has 3 exons. Gene Ontology annotation, biological process: regulation of transcription by RNA polymerase II.
GUCGUGACGUCGUGCUGCGCAGCGCGACGAAUUUCGCCCGUGAUAGGUGGCAGACAUUUUGUUUUGACGACGCAACGCAAACGAAAGCAUAUUCUAUUUAUCCACGAAAUGCCAUUAAACGCCGUAGGAUGGACUUCUGAAGAAGACGAAGCGCUUGUUGAAUUAGUGCAGCCUCACGCGAUUCUCUACAAUCUCCUUGACCCUUCCAGAAAAAACAUUUUGGCCCGUGCAUCAACUUGGCAGGAAAUAGCUCAAGCAUUAUUGAAACCAGUGGAGGAGUGCAAAAAGCGUUGGCGAGGCCUCCGUGAUGGGUACAUGAGGAGCAAACGUGUUGGUACUGUGCACAAGACAAAAGCGAGUAUUUUUGAAAAGCUGCAAUUCCUUGACGGGGUAUCAGUUGAUGGUGUCGAUGUUAAUGAUGAGUCGCUAGAAUACGAUGAAACGGACGAUAAGUACAAAGAUAAUGUGAUGUUCACUGAACAACAGGUCAUUACUGAUAACCAGGAAUAUUAUGAGAUCACAAUAGUUGAUGGACCAAAGGAAGAAACAGAGAAUAAGCAAAUCUUAAAAAUCAUGCCGAAAAAUGAUAAAUUGUCACAAAUACUGUUAGAGGAGAACUUGGAACCUCCGAAGAAAAUCGGAAGAAAAAAUGCAGGGAGAAAGAAGUCUUUACCGAUGCCUAGGAACACUACACCUAUAAAAAUAUUACCUAAACCUAUAUUAUUAAAUGAACCUAGAAUAGUGAAAUAUGUUGAAGAACCAAAAACGCCAGAACAAAGAUCGCAAGUUAUAGAUAAACUUAUAGAAAAAAUACUCAAAGAAAAUACAAAUGAAAUAGACGUUUUCUUCAGAAGUAUGGCAGCUAGUGUUAAAAAGUUACAACCUAAUUUAAUACCUAAGGUGAAAAUGGAAGUUUGUAAUGUUAUCGCAAAAUAUGAAAUGCAAAGUUUUGAUAAGCAACCACAGAAUAAUUGAUUAUUUUAUACAAAUGUAAAUACAUUAUAUAAAGUUAGAGUAACAUAUAAUAUUGAAGAAUUGGCCUUUUAAACGCAUAUUGUUUUUUAUGUAUAUAUUUAAAUGGAUUAAUUUUAUGACAAAAAGAAGCCACAAUGUUCUUCCAAAUGUAAAAAUGAUGUUGGAUAAUAUGAUAGAAUGGUUGUAUCAAAUUAUUUAAGAGAUUAUAAAAAUCUUUCGUUAUUAUUAAAAGAUAUUUAAAGUUAAA